GUACGCUGCAGAUUCGGUAAAAGUAUAACCCAAUUGUCUGCAAUCUAUCGCACCUGGUGACCUAACCACGUUUCCCUCACGUCUGACCACCAUCUACCACGGGUUGUCACUGGGGCCCCUAUCGAUCAUCGCUUAUCCUCCAAUUUUGACACACUAUUCGCGAUAUGUACGAAAAUCAGACUGACCUAGCAAGCAUCCUCACCCAACUAUUCGAACAUUCUGAUAUCUUGAUUUCCAAACUUGUCCCGGAGCUCCUCCAAUCCAUCCGGGAUACACCUCUUGGACCCAUAGACCCCACCAACGCGCUCAUCGAACGUGCCAUCGCUAUCAUCCACGCGUGGAAUGUAGACGACCAGGCAGAAUUCAUCAUCGCACACCCCCGGAUCGGGGAGAUCAGACAGCUCUCUGCGUUGAGUGCCAAAGAGCAAAGUGGAGGCCUCUCUGCCACCACAAUGGUAGAGACACACCCAGAUGUGUUGAAGCGAUUAGAACACCUUAAUGCAUGUUACGAGCGUGUGUACUCUGAACUGAGGUACAUCACGUUUGUGAAUGGGAGAACUAGGGCUGCGAUUGCGAGGGAGAUGGAAGACAAAUUGCAGCUUGGACACCCUUUGGAGAACUUCCCGGAUGGGCCUCCGAUGAACGAGCCGGUGGUAGAAAGUUUGAGCUGCGUCGCGAAGAACAGUGAAGAGUGGUUGAAUGAGCUGACACGAGCGGUGGAUGAUGUAGGGAAGAUUGCCAAGAGUAGACAAAGUUCAUUGGGGUUGUAAUGACAUGGAGAUUGUAUUAAGCCGACAGACUGGAGUUCCGUAUGUACAGCAGCCUGUCACUAGAUGUCCACGGAAAUAGAACAUAGGCAAAUCAAUGAGCGAAUAAACACAAAUGGAACAACAAGGAAUCACAGAAGCAAGCGAACGAACAUUGGUAUAGAAUACAACAACACCACGAAUAAAGACUCCAGCGUCGGGAGAUAAAUAAAGCAAGGUGUCCGCCGAACCGAACCAUAAGAUAAAACUGUCCGUCGAGGUCGUGCUGCUAAAUGCGAGUUGUGUGUCGCCGCGGUAUUUG
Messenger RNA from Suillus paluster, 1068 nucleotides. RefSeq names its product Oxo-4-hydroxy-4-carboxy-5-ureidoimidazoline decarboxylase. The record is from RefSeq and is a predicted model, not a curated record. The transcript has a single exon. Lineage: Eukaryota; Fungi; Basidiomycota; Agaricomycetes; Boletales; Suillaceae. Bases 165 to 770 code for a protein of 201 amino acids.